Messenger RNA from Nanorana parkeri, 3190 nucleotides. RefSeq names its product probable E3 ubiquitin-protein ligase HERC6. Gene Ontology annotation, molecular function: ubiquitin-protein transferase activity. Lineage: Eukaryota; Metazoa; Chordata; Amphibia; Anura; Dicroglossidae. The coding region runs from base 41 to 3121 and encodes 1026 amino acids. The record is from RefSeq and is a predicted model, not a curated record. The transcript is spliced from 23 exons.
AUCUCCCUUCUCAUGCAUCAAAGGUGUCCUGCUGUCACUCAUGUAUUGCUGGGGAAACAACAGAUAUGGCCAGCUGGGUCUUGCCGGCCAAGACAAUGAAAAGAUUCACUUUACAGAGAAUGGUGGCUUUGAAGGAGGUUCUGGUGUCCAGAAAGUGGCAUGUGGUGAGGCACACACACUGUUUCUCCUACAAGAUGGCACCGUUCUGUCUUGUGGUCAAAACCUCUGUGGGCAGCUGGGCAGAAAGAUUGCUGGAAGUGGUCCAGAACCUUUCCAUGCUUUGGAAGCACAGACUAUUAUUGACAUGAGCUGUGGGUCAAACUACUCUGUAGCAAUAUGUAGUGAAGGAAACAUAUUUACAUGGGGCAAUGGAUUGCAUGGAGAACUUGGGUCAGGGCAGAUGCCUCAACAAUGUCCUAUCCCAAAAAGGAUCACAGGCUUUUCUGAAAUAAAAAUCAUACAAGUAGCUUGUGGACAUUAUCAUACGAUUGCUCUUUCAGAAGACAGCAGUGUGUACUCAUGGGGAAAGAAUGAUGUUGGUCAGCUUGGCAUUGGAUAUCAAACAUCAAAUCAUGCCAGUCCUCAACUUGUAAAGUACCUUAGAGGAGUCCCACUGGUCCAGAUCGCUGCAGGUGGUUCCCAGAGUUUUGCAUUGUCUAUGUCAGGAAUGGUCUUUGGAUGGGGAAAGAAUAAUGUUGGACAACUAGGAUUCAGAAUAGGCUCCCAGAAAGGAAUAUUUAAACCAUACGCAGUGAGCUCCUUGAGAAAUCUCAGUGUUGUUUACAUAAGCUGUGGGGAUGAACAUACGGCUGUCCUAAGCAAGGAUGGCACAGUGUAUACAUUUGGAGAUGACAGCUAUGGACAGUUAGGCAAGAAUGUGGAGGAUAACACAGCAGAACCUCAGAAGAUUGAAGAAUAUGAAGGACAGGUUUCGCAGAUAGCUUGUGGAAGCUACCACACACUACUGUAUGUCUUCACUUCUAACUGCAUUGUGUCCUUUGGUCGUGGGCUGCAAGCAAAACCAGAAACAUCCAGCAGUAAUAAAAGUCAACCUCCACAGCAACCAGGGGCAUUAGACAUUAGUGGCCUUAUCUGUCCAAAAGACUUUGUGAACAUCCAUACAAAACGGAUCUUUGCUGGAAACUAUGUCAGCUUUGCAACAUCUUCACUGAAACCACAGAAGCAUAAAACAACAACACUGAUUGAUAACUUACAAAAGAUCUGCCGGCUUGACAAAGAUAUGGUAAAAGUGUGGACAGACGCAAAUUAUGGGCGAGAGAAGAAUCAAGACGCCAAAAGGCAAAUAACUAAAAUAUUUUCUUCACCUGCUUGUCUCGCUGCAAGUUUUCUGAGACCCCGAUCCUCUCCAUCAGACACCUCUACAAUAGUGGACCUCGACACUGCAAGUGAAUUAUUUACAAAACUAUGUCAAUGUAAAUGGAUUGUGGAUAUGUUAUGCUCUAUCUUGAAAACGGACCUGAUUCCAGACAUUGAAUCUCUUCCAACUCUCUAUGAGGCUUUGUCUAUAUUCCUUCUACUUCCAGAAUUCCCCAUAAUGUAUGAUGUGAACAUCUGCUUACCAUUAGUAGCCCCUUUUGCCUAUGCUGUCAACAAUCUCAGCAAAAAUGCCCUGAAAAUGUUGGAGUCAAUGUGGUCUCUGUUACCUGAAAACUCACUGAAAAAGCUAAUUCACAUGUUUAAAGUUUCCUUGGUAAUAUCGGUGCUUAUGAAAAAGGAGGGGACUAGAGAUUUGUUAGAUGUCCUAAAGAAGCUGCACAAGGUAAACAUUAAAACUAAUUAUAAAGUUCCAGAAAGCCACUUCUGUGUUCCUGAGGUUUCCGAUGUGAUCAUUAUCCCAGUCGAUCUUAGCAACUGGCGCAUAUGGCAAAAGCAGCCUGACACUGAAAGCAGCUCUGUUCCUGAAAUAUUUUGUCGUUAUCCAUAUAUCUUAACAUUUCCCACUAAGGUUAAUUAUCUUCACUUUGAUGGAGAAAUUACAAAGAAUAGUGUUAAGCUUCAAGCUCAACAAGUGCUGGUGAUGAAUAGAAUGCAGGGCAUCAGCGAAAAUCCCAGGAUACCAAUUUUACAUCUCAAAUUGCGACGUGAUCAUUUGCUGGAAGAUACCCUGCAUAAACUAAGACUCGUGGAAGACUGUGAUCUCAGAAAGCAACUAAUGGUGGAAUUCCAGGGUGAGACUUCAGCUGAUCCCAGAGCUGCUCUUAUAGAGGUCUUUCUCUCUGUGGGUGAGAAGAUGGUUCAUCCUGAUUAUGGAUUAUUCUCUUCCCCCGAUCCAAUGUUGCCAGUAUGGUUUCCAAAUCAUUCAAUAGCAGAAAAGAAACAAUAUUAUUACUAUGGAAUACUUUGUGGCCUGGCAAUCUUCAAUCAGUGGGUCAUGUAUCUACCAUUUCCACUUGCCUUGUUUAAGAAGCUUCUGGGCAGAAAAACUACUCUGGACGAUUUAAAAGAAUUGCAGCCUACUUUGGGAAGAAGUCUACAGAUCAUACUGGAUGCUAAAGAUGAUAAAGUGGAAGCCCUUGAACUGUAUUUUACUAUCACCUGGGAAAACCGAACUAUAGAACUCAUUCCAAAUGGAACAUCAGAGCGUGUGACCGGUAUAAACAAGCAAAACUAUGUGAACAAGUAUGUUGACUACAUUUUCAACACCUCUGUGGCCGAGUAUUUUGAGGAGUUCAAGGCAGGACUGCACAAAGUUUGUGACAAAGACAUUCUGUCAUUUUUCCAGCCAGAUGAACUGAUGGAUCUUGUUGCUGGCCAUGCAAAUUAUGACUGGAAUAUAUUUGAGCUGAAUACUAAAUACGUGGGGAAAUACUCCCGAGACCACCCAACCAUAACCAUGUUCUGGAAGGUUUUCCAUGAUCUGACACUACCACAAAAGAAGGGCUUUCUCUAUUUCCUGACUGGAAAUGAUAAACUUCCAGUGUUUUUUUUUGAAACUAUGUGUAUGAAGAUCUCCUCAUUUGGUGUCCCAAAGGAAAACUACCUUCCAGAAGCUCAGACUUGCACUCAGCUACUACUGCUCCCUGAAUACUCCAAACUUCCAGUGCUCCGCAAAAAGCUGCUCCGUGCAAUAGAAAACAACAAAGGACUUGAUAGAACAUAGAAAACCAAAACCAUUGUCCUUCGAGCUAUAUACUGUAGCUUCCUUCAUCUCCAAAUUUCGGAAACCAGA